CCAAAAAGCUUGCGGGCGGUGCUGCCGGGACGGCCGCCUGGGUCACCAACGUCGGCAAUGAGUACGGGCAGGUGCUCAUGUCCGUCCUCACUGCAGCUGAGGGGGGCGGACUUGUCGACAUGGCAUGGUACCGCGAAGCCGGGAAGGCCCCUCCAAGGGUCCUGUACGUGGACCGGGACUGCUGUGCCACCGUGGGACAGUGUCAAACGUCCAAGCUGUUCCACGAGUGGCACGAGCUGGUCGUCAGGCUCGACGUGUGGCACCUCAUGCGGCGUUUCGCCAGAGGGGUGACCACCGACAGCCACCAGCUCUACGGCCUCUUCAUGGCGAGGCUCUCCUUCGCCAUUUUUGAGUGGGACGCCGAAGACGUGUCCCGCCUGAGAGGAGCCAAGCAGUCCGAGGAGGGGAGGGACGCCCAGGAGGUCAAGCUGUCCGCCAAGGAGCUCGCCCGUCACUGCCGGCGCCGCACCAGGGGUGCAGUGGAGACGGAGCGGCUGGUCCAAGAGGUGCUGGACACCUUCUGGCACGUGACGGACAGCAUGGGCGUCCCUUUGAUCGACCGCGCCCGAAUGGAGGAGAUCUGGAGCACGCAGCGCCGACACCUCGACUGCAUCCAGGACCCUGCGGGAGUGGACCUCUACACCAAGACGGGAGAGCUCACCAAAGGCGGGGUGAGGCUCCCCGUCUACCGGUGCGGCCGAGGCUCCACUUCCCUGGAAUCGUUCCACCUGCACCUGUGCCGCUUCAUCCCAGGACAAUCUGCAAGUGAUGUACACUUCCAGGUGUACCUGCUGGAGGGCCUGGUGCGGUGGAACGAGAAUCGAGGGAAGCCAGAGGUCGGCGCUGCGUUGCUACAGUGCCCAGCUGCAGCACAGCUUCGACCAGCUGACCCAAGAGCUUCUUGGGCUCACGCUGGUCGACACGUACACCAUGCCCAGGGAGUACACAGGGGAACUCAUUGGGGUGGAGUACCUGUUCUCCCAGACGGGCGCUGUGCUGCAGAAGGACCUGGAUGAUCCUGAC
Dicentrarchus labrax (European seabass) is the source of this 1023-nucleotide messenger RNA. RefSeq lists its product as uncharacterized. The transcript has 3 exons. Lineage: Eukaryota; Metazoa; Chordata; Actinopteri; Moronidae. The record is from RefSeq and is a predicted model, not a curated record. The coding region runs from base 78 to 1016 and encodes 312 amino acids.